Messenger RNA from Hemicordylus capensis (graceful crag lizard), 6229 nucleotides. RefSeq names its product transmembrane protein 201 (gene TMEM201). Gene Ontology annotation, cellular component: nuclear inner membrane. The record is from RefSeq and is a predicted model, not a curated record. The transcript has 11 exons. Gene Ontology annotation, molecular function: actin filament binding; lamin binding. Gene Ontology annotation, biological process: nuclear migration along microtubule. Bases 1402 to 3312 code for a protein of 636 amino acids. Lineage: Eukaryota; Metazoa; Chordata; Lepidosauria; Squamata; Cordylidae.
CACGGGAGGCGAAGGAAAGCAGGGGGAAAUGAGAGCAUCACGCGUAAUACCAAUCUGCUACGAACAAGGGAACUGGGGGCGGAGGAAUCUUUUCAGAGUCACGCCGGCACCCAAAGCCCCGGUCUGUCGUGAUUUCUCUAGCGCCUCAACUGACCUCGGCGCUGUCCAAGAAUUCGAGCAGCGGGCUAGCAUGUCUCGCCCAGAGGCCGGAGAAAUCGAAAAUGCCCCGCACGACGCGCCCCGCAAGGCCCGAUCCGUGCAGCAGCCCCGUCCUCUGGGAGGAGGCGCGUCGAAGUUGAAUCACUUGGCCCCCUUCCUCCGAAGGCUGAUUCAUACAGCAAGGUCUGGCACGAUCCUGGCCUUUCACGCUGCCGCCGGUCCCUCCGCCACGCACGCCUCCGCCGCCCACCGCCUUCCCUCUCCAGCCACGACCCCACUCUUUAUAAGCAGCCCAGGCGCUCGCGGAGAGAAGCACACGCGAGGACAGCUCCGGCAAGGGAGACCAAGGUCGUGGGAAUGAGUCAGCCGCCAUCUCCCGCGCGCUGACUCAGGAGCAGCCGCAGCUUUCCAGCGCCAACGAAGCCUGUUUUCCUGGGAAGUCAGUCCCGCAGAUGAACGGGGCUCACUCCCUGGUAAGCGUGCGCAGGAUCGCAGCCUUCGCUUUCCUCCCUGUGUUCCUGCCUACUCUCUCUAGGAAUCCAUCUCCAGGUGCCUCCUGCAAGCCAGCGUGGAGAGCCGAAUGGCUUGACAGUAUGAGGUGGAUAAGGGGGUGGGGUGGAUCUCCAACAGCAAUCGCUUCAGGUGGAGCGGGCAGGCCUUGCUUCCCCACGCCGCGUGUCCGCACGGCGGCGUGGGAAAGCGGGACGGAUCCGUGCAGCUUCCAAAGCGCCCGCUGCUGGCACUAAGCUGAGGGAGAGGCGGAGCACUCGGAGAAGGCCACGCCGCUUUAGAAGGGAAGGACGAUCAGCAGCCCGCAAGUAAAACCGGCGCCGUGAUCUCCGCGGUUCGCCGCCGCGUUGUUUCCCCUCCGGACGGAGCAGCCGCAGGAGGCCCGAAGAGGUUCGGACGCUCGGAGCCGACGCCGGCGCGCGAUUGGCUGCUCAACGUUCCAUGGGUGGUUACUCGACAUUCCAAAGGGGCGGCGCUUCUCGCCCGCGCCGAGCGCUCCAAUCGCGCCCGCCCCCUUCUCCUCCCCACAACCGCGCGCCCGAAGCUCAACGUUCCGAGGGCUGCGACUCAAGGUUCUAAACCGGGACCGAACGUUCCAUUGGCACGCGCGCCCGGCGCCGCGGCUCCUGCGCCUCGUGGUCUCGCUCUUCCGCCUUUGCACGAGGAAGCGAGACGUUUGAUUCCGUUUUCUUCCUUCCCCGCCGCCGCUGCCGCUGCAGGAGCAGAGCAGCCAUGGAAGGAGUCGCCGCGCUGCUGGCCGGCUGCCCUGCCGCCGGCCUGGCCGGGGGCCUGGGAGUGACAGUGUGCGCCGCCGCCGCGGGAGGGGUGCUCCUGUACAAGAUCGCCCGGAGGAAGAAGCCAACACACACGACCGUGAACUGCUGGUUCUGCAACCAGGACACCGUGGUGCCGUACGGAAACCACAACUGUUGGGAUUGCCCGAACUGCGAGCAGUACAACGGCUUCCAAGAGAACGGGGACUACAACAAGCCCAUCCCGGCGCAGUACAUGGAGCACCUGAACCACGUGGUCACCGGGGCUGGCGCCUACUGCGACCCCAGCGUCCCCCAGCAGUGGGGUAAAUACGACGAGGAGAUCGAGGUCUACAGGCACCAUGUGGAGCAGACGUACAAGCUGUGCCGUCCCUGCCAGGCCGCCGUGGAAUAUUAUAUCAAGCACCAGAACCGGCAGCUCCGGGCUCUGCUUCUCCGCCAUCACUUCAGCCACCGGAAGACAGACAAGACGUACAUGCAGAGUUUCUAUGCUGCCGCCUUGGCUUCUACGACUACGCCGAUCCCAGUGAUCGCGCUGCGGUUCCUGGCGUUCCUCAGCUGCGCCAUCCUUGUUGCGAUGGCCUUGUACGGUGCAGGCAACCCAUUCUCCCCGGAGCUCACAACCCCUCCUCCACCAAGGCCGGUGCCAGUGAGGAACGGGACGGCGCCAACCCCGCCGGCAGCAGCAGCAACCCCAGGCAAUGGCUCUGUGCUGGAAAUCCUAGGCUGGCAGGAGCUGGUUCAGUUAUUGCCGGAGCAAGUGCUGGAGACGCUGAGAGCUGCUUGGACCUACGGGAAGAACCACCAGAUGGCAGUCGUCUUGCUUGGGCUCUUGACCUGCUUCUUGGCCAUGUUGCUGGCUGGACGGAUCAGGCUGCGGCGGAUCGAUGCCUUUGCCUCCUUCUUGUGGCUCCUGGUGAUGAGCUUCCACCUGGCAGAGAGCUACCUGCAGACAGACGCCCCCAGCUGGCUGGACACCGCCAAGUUCGGCACCACCUCCCUGUGUUGCCUGGUGGGCUUUGCUGCGGCCGUGGCCACGCGGAAACCGAUGGGCCAGCGGAGACCCCGGCCCCGAAGGUACCUCUCCGGGGACUCGGUCGCCGCGGUCCCCAAUGGAACAGAAAUCGGCUUUCCAUACCUUCCCGCCUCUCCAUCCAUGUUCAUCCCAACACCUCCCAGCAUCCUCCAGUUGAGCCAACAGUGCUUUCGGUCUCCUCGCCGAAUGUCAUCCUCUUCUCUACCAGGACAACUGAAUCGGGCACUCUCACUGGGCACGAUUCCUUCUCUGGCCAGGGCUGAUUCCGGUUAUCUGUUCAGCGGAAGCCGCCCGCCUUCCCAGACAUCUCAUUCCAAGGAGUCAGAAUAUUUCUCUCUCCUCUCGGGAAGCGGCAUCCCCUCCCGUGUGCCCUCGCCAGCGCCAUCCGUGGCUGGCUCGGUGGCGUCCAGCUCCAGCUCCCUGCGUUACCGCCGGCCCCUCAUCAGUCCGGCGCGGCUCAACCUGGCGGGCCGGCGGCUGAUGCUCUUCCCGUCUCAGCGCGAGGCCCCGCCCGUGGAAGACCACACCCACUCGGAGAGCAUCGUCUUCGCUUCGGACCUGCCCGUGUUCUCCAAAAGGAACCCGAGCGAGCGGGGAAUGCCUGAUAUGAGAGCAGUCAUUGAAGCCGGCAGCAUCUGCAGCGAUCACUCCCUUAAGAAAAGAGACAACUCGUCCCAUUCGUCGAGCUGCGUGGUGGACACCACGACGAAAGGGGAGGAGCCGACAGGCUGGAGAGGCCGCUUCGGAAACUCAUCGAUCCACAGCCUGCUAGCCGUGAGCCUCGCCGUCAACGCCAUCUUCACGUCCGCCUACCUCUACCAAAGCUUGCGCUGAGCGACGCGGCCGGGGGGAGGAUUCCCCCUCCUGGUCCUGGACUUCACACUCUGUACAGAAAGGGAUUGUGGGACGGGAAGGACUUGGCCAACCACGUUUUAGUGUCGCCGAGCGAGAGUCUGCCCUUCGGUCAACUUCUGCCUGCCUGCAGAAAAUCCCAACCUUAUUGUUGGCCUGGCCCGCAUCUCUGAACGGAAAUCAGGAAUUCCCGUCGCCAGUGCAGGACGGACAAUCGGCACCAAAGUCUGAAGCUUCUCUGGUCAUUUCUGUACCCGCUUCGUACUGAAGUAGUUUGACGCUAACUCAAGAGUAGCUGUUGGAAGGGGACCCCAACCCUGUUUGGGUCCCCCCCUUUACUGUUGACGAGGCGUUCUUGGAUUCUUGCUUAUGAGAAGAACUGGGGGUGUAUGGCCUUGUCUUCUGCUGACUCCGUGCGCUCUUGUUAUGGCCUGGCUUGCUCUUGCAGCAUUCCCCAGCUCCCAAGAGGGCGGCUGCGUUGAUUUGUGUCGCUCUGCAGCUUUCCUCUUCCACUUCGGAUUGUCCCGACGGCUUGCCGUCUGGUUCAAACUCAUUCCGGUGCUGACGUGACGUGCGUGGCCGAAACGGGCAGAUGGUUGUGCUCUUUGAUUGCUUGUUUGAACAAUGAAACGGAAUCUGGUAUCGCAGCUCCAUUUUGCCUUGCCCAAAGGCGCCCUUUCUACUGUAUCCAGACACCGCUGGGACGUUCCAGGACUCCUAACAGCCAGCAUGUCUGCUUGAUCCGGGUAUCUUUUUUCCGAGAAUUCUCUCCCAUCUUCCUGUACUGCAGAUGGUUCAUUGGGGAGACGGUUCAGUACAGACACUUGCUGUAUUUCAACAGUUCCGUGGGGAGAAAUUGGCCGGUCGCUGCUGGCACAGCUCUGCCUAUUGGUUUGUAGCUGGUGCUUUAUCCCCCUGGUCAGUGCGAGUGUGCCCAUCUCUCUUCCCAAACGCAUAAACCUAGUUCUCACUGAAGCUGUCCAUCUCUGGACUUGUACAGGCUGCAAGUGGGAGCUCACAUGAUAGAAUGUUUCUCCAUCCCCCCCAAAUAAAAUAAAAACCCUUGCACAUCUAUCACACUGGAGAAGAGCUUUCUGGCAGACUCGUUUUCUGCAUACGGAGGGUUGUUUUUUUUAAAUUGAAUGCGCCACCAUACCUAUUUAAAAAACAACUCCUCCUCCCUGCACACAGAAAUCUAGCAGAGAGAAGAGACUUCUCACUUGUUUUCUCUGUGUUGGGGAUUUUAUUUUAUUUUAAUGGACGAAUCUUCCAACAUGUGAUCCCCCUAUCUUUGGUCUAAAGUGUAGUCCAGAAACAGAUCUACCACCUCACCUGCUGUUUUGAGAACUAGGCCCAUGGUGCUAAGGUCCAAAGAGUGGUCAGUGCUAACGAUUUUUUUUCCCCCUUCAACAACCCAUUUUGCGAUCUAUAUGUAUGGACAAAAUCCUAUCCGACCUGGGAGAGUUUCUGUUCAUCCCCUGACUCACUUGGCCUGUGGCCCCAAUUUAUAAAUUCUGUUCUUUGGCUUCACACAGUAACCAGCCCCACUGCACACACCGAUUUCGGACACCUUCAUCCUGGUAGAUACUCCACACAAGUGCGUGUUUUGGCUCUUAUUUUGAGUACUUUGGCUGCCAUUUGAGAGCUGAAAGUGGACUGAGAGAGGUCUUGCUUCCCCUGGUAUAAGCCACUCAUUUUUGUACCUCUGAUCAAACAGGUCCGGCAGGUUUUUAAAUGGAAACCUGCCGGACCUGUUGUGCCAGACUAAAUGCGCACAAGCAAGGUUUUGUGUCAAAUGCCCUACUGUUGGGAGCAGGGAAAAGUAGUCUGGCUUAGCCUGAGAGAGAAAAGACAAACUUAGCCCCUUGAGUAUGGUGCUAGCCCACAUUCUGCAGUGCCAACAUUGGUGCAUAAACCUUCACUAAAUCACAGCAGACACACAUGUAAAACCAUGUGUCUUGAAAGCACCAAGUUCACCUUAAUUUCUAUCUGCCUUAACAUGAUUGUGGUGCACUGUUCAUCUUGCUACAAUUGUUUUGUUUUUCCUUAUCUUCCCCCUCUUAAAAAUUUUGGGUUUUGGAGAAUGUAUAAUGCCUUUCUUUCUUUCUUUCUUUCUUUCUUUCUUUCUUUCUUUCUUUCUUUCUGUCCCUGUAGCCUGGGGCAAAACAGAACUUUGAGGCUGAUUUCUUGUCAAUCAGUUUUUUCUUUAAAAAGGCACCGAAGUUUAAACUAGUGUAAACAGGCUAGCCUGUUUUUAAAUGGCCACUUUUCUAGGGAAAAGCGAGGGGCAGAGAAUGCUUUCCCAGUUGUCCAUCUGUGUUUUGAGGAUGCUUUUACCGUUUCAAGCAUAUGCGCUAUUUCAGUAUAGAUGGCUCUGUGUUGUUUGUGGGUGGGGGGGAGAAGGCUUAGGGUCAUUUAAACCCCCGCACAUUACUGAUUGUGUUUCAGGCACGGGACAGGAGGCCAUACAAACCACCCAGGAUUCCAUGAGGACUUGCUUCAUAGUGAAUGUACAAGCAGCUACCUUCAGGAAUGACUCCUAUCAAAUACACUGUGUCCUACAAGGCUUGAAUUUGGGGUGGGUGGAGGGUGGGUGCAAAAGGGGGCAGAGAGCUUGAGGGGGAGAAAGGGAAGGUAGAAUCUUAUUCCCCACUGCGGGGGGGAAAGGUUGUACAUUUUGUACUUAGAGUGUGUGUGGGGGGGGUUGUUUUGUUUUUUGCUGGGGGUGGGAGGAGAAAGAGACCCUGUACAGUUCAGUUAACAAGUUGUGUGUUCGGUUGAGGGGAGGAAUUUUAUCCCUCCCCCCCCCCGCUCUUUCUCCAGGAGGUUUAUGUUCUGUGUUUGACAGAUUAUUUUUCAUUAUAAAAUAAAAUAAAAUAAAGUUUCAUCUUGAGCAUCA